Cannabis sativa is the source of this 1383-nucleotide messenger RNA. Its product is annotated as RNA-binding protein L. Lineage: Eukaryota; Viridiplantae; Streptophyta; Magnoliopsida; Rosales; Cannabaceae. The record is from RefSeq and is a predicted model, not a curated record. The transcript has 11 exons. The coding region runs from base 179 to 1180 and encodes 333 amino acids. Gene Ontology annotation, molecular function: mRNA binding.
GGCUUCCCGCUUCAGCUGGUAGCCUGGUAGUAACAACAUUCCAUAAUCAUAUUAGAGCAUCAUCAUGUAGAACAACCACCAUUCCAACAAAUUACACAUUUUAAAUUUUAUUCCAUUCUAUUUCUAUUUCUAUUUCCAUUCUUUCCCCCAAUUAUUUCUUCCCCCAAUUCCGUUUCCCAUGGACGAUAUGGCCGCCUACUACCCUCCUCCUCCGCCUCAACCCCCACCACCACCACCACCAUCAUCCUCUCACUACCCAUAUUACGAACCCCCACCACCACCUCAUCCGGCGGCGCCUCCGCCUUCGCACCACCACUUGCCUCCUCCCUACUUUCCUCAUCAUGAAUCUCCUUAUUCAUCCUACGCUCCACCGCCUCUUCUCUCUUCUGCUGCCACCCACGAUGAGGUCCGAACCCUCUUCGUUGCCGGGCUUCCGGGAGAUGUCAAGCCCCGCGAAAUCUACAAUCUUUUCCGUGACUUUCCGGGUUAUGAGUCUUCUCAUCUUCGAAACCCUUCCCAAACAUCUCAGCCAUUUGCUUUUGCUGUAUUUUUGGAUCAGAACUCUGCAAUCGGAGCAAUGCAGGCGCUUAAUGGAAUGGUAUUUGAUCUUGAGAAGGGGUCGACUCUUUACAUUGAUCUAGCCAAAUCAAAUUCUAGACCAAAGCGAUCAAGAGCAGAUGAUGAAAGAUUUGGCUCAGAUAAGAGAGCUAGAGGGUCUCCAUUUCCAAGAGGGGCUACUGAUUUAGGUGUUGGCAGCAUGCACAUGCCUGGAAUGGGUAAUUCUGCUUACAACAUUGGUUAUUCAUCUGCACCAAGCCAAGGGAAUUUGGACAGCAGAGCUGUAAAUGAUCUUGGUCUUCCACAUUCGCAUAAUUCCUCUGCAUCACAUUCAUCACGGAGUAGUCCUCCAUGUCCAACUCUUUUUGUGGCCAAUUUGGGGCCAUCUUGUACCGAACAGGAGCUAGUUCAUGUAUUUUCAAGAUUCCCCGGGUUCUUGAAAGUGAAGAUGCAAGGCACGUAUGGGGCUCCAGUUGCAUUUGUUGACUUUGAGGAUACUGCUUGUUCAACCGAGGCCCUUAAUCAUCUUCAAGGCACAGUUUUAUACUCUUCACCAGCCGGUGAAGGCAUGCGAUUAGAGUUUGCAAAAUCAAGGAUGGGAAUGCGUAAGAGGUCAGAUUAAAUCAAGUGAACAAGGACAAGAGCUGUGUAGAACAAAGUUGUCCUCCCAAGAUAUUUCUUCAAGAUCUGCUAAAUUAUUUCGUACAAUAGUCAUAAAAGAGUUGAUCAAGUUUUAGUUACCUUAUGGUACUUUGUACCAAAUUUAUGUAGACUCUAAGCCAAAGAUGUGGCCCUCAUCAUAAUAAUAUUUUCCAUCUUGAUGAA